UAAAAGAGUGGAGCUCACUUUCAAAAACCCUAAAGAGAAGGAACUGCACUGAUUUGAGCGCCGCCGCCUCUGCUCCACUACGCCCACCAUGAAGUUCAAUAUCGCUAACCCCACUACGGGAUGCCAAAAGAAGCUUGAAAUAGACGAUGAUCAGAAACUCCGAGCAUUUUUUGACAAGAGGAUCUCACAGGAGGUCAGUGGAGAUGCUCUUGGAGAGGAAUUCAAGGGCUAUGUUUUCAAAAUCAUGGGAGGAUGUGACAAGCAGGGAUUUCCAAUGAAACAGGGAGUGUUAACUCCUGGACGUGUUCGUCUCUUGCUCCACAGAGGGACGCCUUGCUUCCGAGGAUAUGGUAGGCGCAAUGGAGAGCGAAGGAGGAAGUCUAUUCGAGGAUGCAUUGUGAGCCCUGAUCUCUCUGUUCUCAACUUGGUAAUUGUGAAAAAGGGUGAGAGUGAUCUUCCUGGACUUACUGAUACUGAGAAACCGAGAAUGAGAGGACCCAAGAGGGCAUCCAAGAUUCGUAAACUCUUCAAUCUCUCAAAGGAAGAUGAUGUCCGGAAGUAUGUCAACACUUACCGUCGAUCAUUCACAACAAAAUCUGGAAAAAAAGCCAGUAAAGCUCCCAAGAUUCAAAGGUUGGUCACUCCAUUAACUUUGCAGAGGAAGAGAGCAAGAAUUGCUGAGAAAAAGAAGAGAAUUGCAAAGGCAAAGGCAGAUGCUGCUGAGUAUCAGAAGCUCCUUGCACAGAGAUUGAAGGAACAGAGAGAACGUCGUAGUGAAAGUUUAGCCAAGAAAAGAUCCAGGCUUUCCGCUGCUUCUAAACCUUCGAUUGUUGCUUAACUUGAAUCACAUUAAAAUCAGUCAAAUUUAUGAUAGCAAGUUGAAAAAAUCGAUGGAAUUUGUUUGAUUUAGAUCUUUAUUUUCGAAAGGUUUCACCAUUGCAUUUGAAAGUGCUUUGACAUUUCUGAAUUUACUGGAUUAUUUGAUUCAAACCUUGGAAUUUUGACUUGCAACAGCUGAGAACUGAAUCAAAUGCUUCAGAGAUUGAAAUAAAUUGAUUUAUUAUAAGCAAAAAAAUAAUUUCAGGC
Durio zibethinus is the source of this 1086-nucleotide messenger RNA. RefSeq names its product small ribosomal subunit protein eS6-like. Lineage: Eukaryota; Viridiplantae; Streptophyta; Magnoliopsida; Malvales; Malvaceae. Gene Ontology annotation, biological process: translation. The record is from RefSeq and is a predicted model, not a curated record. Gene Ontology annotation, molecular function: structural constituent of ribosome. Gene Ontology annotation, cellular component: ribosome.